Molecule: messenger RNA, 2085 nt
Organism: Fonsecaea multimorphosa CBS 102226
Lineage: Eukaryota; Fungi; Ascomycota; Eurotiomycetes; Chaetothyriales; Herpotrichiellaceae
Exons: 5
Coding region: 1-2085 (694 amino acids)
Biological process (GO): regulation of DNA-templated transcription
Molecular function (GO): zinc ion binding; DNA-binding transcription factor activity, RNA polymerase II-specific
Source: RefSeq, a predicted model, not a curated record
AUGGGGCGGCACCGACGGCGGACUGGCCACCUCCAAGGCACCUUCCGACCUCCCUGGAUUGAACCCAGUCAAGGUCCCGGUCAAUUCGAGUUGUGCCUGACCCAGCCCCAGUGCAAUCAGCCGUCGCGACCUGUAUUUUCGACUCCGGUACUGCAGCCUCAUCGGCCGUCUGGGCGAGCUUGCGGCUAUGGCUUCCUUGUGGCCGAACACCCCAACACCCCGUCGACCACAGAUGCUCUCAGUCCCGUGAGUACCAGGUCCACGCUUUCUCGUGACAGUGUGGCGACCUCGACCAGUACAAGCUAUACUGCCGCUUUAGGGCGUGCUCGGAAGUUCUCCCCAGAAGCUGAUGGCACCCUCAGCCCAAGCGCCAGCGGUUCAACAUGCCAACCUGUCCGUCUCGCCGGUCAUGCAAGUGACCAGCCCUUGAAUUCACCAUUCUUAGCUUCUGGCUACACGCUGGGAGCUGACCAUGCGAUGACAGAGGCUGAAGUAGUGGGCAUCGUCAAUCGUGUGCCCUUUACCGAGACACCGCAAUAUUUCUCUCAGGGUCCUCCGCUCUAUUUACGGCCAAAUGCAUCGCCAGUCGGGCACCAAAGAUAUCCCAGCCAACCUGACCCAUGGAGUGGACACCCGCUGCGUUCUGAAAACCAAUAUCUCAACACGGGGACAAGCACUCCUGUGCUUCACGUCCAGGACCAUCGUCGCUCGCUCCCCAUACGUGAGAGAGGAGGCGGCGGGAGGACAGGGCCUCUUGAUCCAGACCAGAGACAACGAACCCGUGAUGUGCGAAAACGGGGCGCUUGCCUCCGUUGCGCUAUCAUGAAAGAAAAGUGCGAUUUACAAAGCCCUUGUAACAAUUGUUCCACCAAGGAGCGGCGAAAGUGCCCCAAGUACUGCAUUCCUCUUCACUGCGACUGGGAUGGGUGUCAGGCCAGCCUAUUCCCAGAUGAGUUGACAUCUAGCCUACGAGGAGAGGAUCUGCGCCAGUAUCUGCAGAGCUUUACUAAUCGUGGACCCUGUCGGCCUUUCCAAAUCCAGUUGGACCUACACAUCGGAAUCCCUCUAUACGUACAUGUCGUGGAAUUCUCCCCUCAACAAGAUUCGGAGAUCCGUUACGCAUUCCAGACAUCUCACGACUCGAACGGGCAAAAGUCGUUUGACAGACAAGAGAACUGGAACCCACCAAUCAUCAUGUGGAUCAGGGAUGGCGGCGAAGAAGCAGUUAAGAAAGUUCGCAAGAAUCUAACUGGCAUAUUUGACCAGGUAUUGAAUGACCCGAAGAAGUACGCCGAGUGGACAGAAGAUUACUUUGAGGAUAGCGAGGAAGAUUUCCCCGCCAAAAUUCUACGCCUCAUUGGGAGGUACUACAGGGACCACAUAGAAGAACAUUCGGUUCUCAAGGAUUCUCUGAGGCUUUUGUGGUACGAGUAUCUGCUCCUGAACAGAUUCAUCAUUCCAGCCGAAGCGAUACCGACUCUUGAGGACAAUCUCGCAUCGAGACGACCUUUUGGGGUUCCUCCGCAUGUGAGAGUCAUACCUGAGACGAUCAACCGCUUUCUCAAAGCCGCUAUCCUCGCGGGAGCCGAGAAAGCCGCAGAGAACCUUUGCAAGAGUCUUCACCAUAUGAUGUGGAAGAUGGCCUACAGCCAGGAAUCGCCCCAGGACAACAGGGAUCUGAUCCUGUGUAUGCUUUUUGUUCUGGUGAUAUUCCUUGGUCGAACCCAACUUGCCCUGUCCCUACUUGCCCACAUGCCAGGGACCGCGGAAGAGAUGGCAUGCCCUCCGAGACGAACCGAGGACAAGAUUGAACAGAUGGAAGAAAGAGUGUGCGGCUAUCUUCUGUCCUUCCACAAAUAUGCCUUGAGCAGAGCGUCCAGGACACCGGCCAAGUCUCGCGAGAAUUGUUCUGCCAGCGAGCGUCAUGCCCUCGAAUUCAACUUGGAGGCCCAACUGCAGCAUGUGAUCGAGGACCACGUGCACGAGAAACCCGAGAGCCUGGAGCCGGGUGAUUAUGAGAUGAAUACGUUCCGGUACAGAAAUGUGCGGCGGUUAUGCUGGAAGGUGAUUGAGAAUAUGAAAUGA